Fusarium pseudograminearum CS3096 is the source of this 192-nucleotide messenger RNA. RefSeq lists its product as uncharacterized. Bases 1 to 192 code for a protein of 63 amino acids. The transcript has 2 exons. NCBI's taxonomy places the organism in Eukaryota, Fungi, Ascomycota, Sordariomycetes, Hypocreales, Nectriaceae. The record is from RefSeq and is a predicted model, not a curated record.
AUGGCGUCACAGCCUGAUUUUACGACAACUCUUAUCUGCCCAAUAGGGUUCUCUUCGAACACACAGAGUGGUGUUGGUCUUUGUGGUUACAUCCAUAAUAUGCGCGCGGUUCUUAAGCGCGAGCUGCAUGAAACUGAGAUUUACCUUGUUCUAUUCGGCUCCUACAACUAUAUCGUGCUCGGUGCCAAUUAA